Impatiens glandulifera is the source of this 1672-nucleotide messenger RNA. RefSeq names its product mitochondrial adenine nucleotide transporter ADNT1. Bases 192 to 1256 code for a protein of 354 amino acids. Gene Ontology annotation, biological process: transmembrane transport. The record is from RefSeq and is a predicted model, not a curated record. Lineage: Eukaryota; Viridiplantae; Streptophyta; Magnoliopsida; Ericales; Balsaminaceae. The transcript has 8 exons.
AUAAUAAAAAAAAAGAUUGAAACUUUGUGCCGCACUCUCCAAUCCAUCUCUUCUUCGAAAGCCGCCGCCAACACUCCCUUCCGACCGGCCGUAAAAGGGAGUUGUUAAUGCUGGUUUGUAGUCACUCUUCAGUGAUCUUAAUUUCAAGGAUCGAUCUUUUUCCUGCUUCUUUCUCUGUUUGAUUUCUUUACAUGGCAUCGGAGGAUGUGAAGACCGGGGAAUCAGCUGUAUCCCAAUUCGUUAAUCUUGCUGAAGAGGCUAAGCUUGCUAGAGAAGGAGUCAAAGCCCCUUCUUAUGAGGUUCUUAGCAUCUGCAAAUCUCUCAUAGCUGGAGGUGUUGCCGGCGGCGUGUCACGAACUGCUGUGGCCCCCUUAGAACGUAUGAAGAUAUUGUUACAGGUGCAAAAUCCACAUAACAUCAAGUACAAUGGUACAAUUCAAGGCCUGAAAUACAUUUGGAGAGCUGAAGGUAUAAGAGGAUUGUUCAAGGGCAAUGGCACCAAUUGUGCUCGUAUAGUACCAAACUCAGCAGUCAAGUUCUUCAGCUAUGAACAAGCUUCCAAGGGUAUAUUAUUACUAUACAGGAGGCAAACUGGAAAUGAUGAUGCUCAGUUAACUCCUCUCCUGCGUCUUGGAGCUGGAGCUUGCGCUGGAAUAAUUGCCAUGUCUGCAACCUACCCGAUGGAUAUGGUUCGUGGAAGACUGACAGUACAGACAGAAAACUCUCCUUUUCAGUAUAGAGGAAUCACCCAUGCUCUGUCAACUGUUCUUCGGGAGGAGGGCCCACGGGCGUUGUAUAAAGGCUGGCUUCCUUCAGUUAUUGGUGUUGUUCCAUAUGUGGGGCUGAACUUUGCUGUGUAUGAAUCUCUCAAGGACUGGUUGAUAAAGAAAAAACCGUUUGGGCUUGUUGAAGACUCUGAGUUGAGUGUAACAACUAGGCUUGCGUGUGGAGCUGCUGCAGGAACUGUAGGUCAAACAAUUGCUUAUCCUCUUGAUGUGAUUCGUCGUAGAAUGCAGAUGGUUGGUUGGAGUCAUGCAUCUUCUAUUGUUACGGGUGAUGGAAGGAGCAAGGCUCCACUUGAAUACACCGGCAUGGUUGAUGCUUUCAGGAAGACUGUCCGUUAUGAAGGUUUCCGAGCCUUGUACAAGGGUUUGGUCCCCAAUUCAGUCAAGGUAGUUCCAUCGAUAGCGAUUGCUUUUGUGACGUAUGAGCAAAUUAAGGUUCUCUUGGGAGUUGAGAUUAGGAUCUCAGAUUAAUUAAUCGACAGAUUUCAAAACCUUUGGAAGGUCUUUUGAGUUUUUUUUCCUUGGUAGCAGACCUGAUAGAAAGGAAACAAAGUGGUCGUUGACAUCCUCGUCUCUUCUCGAAAGAGAAGAGUCGCAGAGGUGAGAGAUGAUGGCGGUUGGAUAUUCCUGCUUUAGGUUUAGGGUUUGGCGAAUGCAAAACAUUUUCUGUGCUAUUUAUUAUAUGAAGGCUUUAUUUUACUUACCAAUAAGCGCAACAAAUUCUUUAAACACACUAGUGAUUGUUUGUUUCUUUUGGAUAAAAGAAAAGAUUUGAUUUGAUUCAAUUAUCUCUUCUUCGGUUAUUUCAUCUACUGUUGUUUUAAGAAAACUAAGAAAUUACAUAUUUAGAAGCAUCUCUAGACUGCACUGUUAUUCCAUCCACAUGU